CUGGGCGGGGCUGCCCCGCCGGGGAAACGAAACCGAAACGUGCAGGGGUAUUUAUCACCCCCGCACCGGAGACCCUCCACCACGGCAGGGUCUGACCCGGCCAGAUCCCCCAGCGCCCGCUGGACACGCAGGGACCGACCCGCCAGACACCCAGCAUGCCCAUCAAGAUAGUGUGGCUGCCUCUGGCGUGGCUAGUGGCAACAGCCACGGUCACUGUCACUCGGGUGUUCACUCUGGAGCCCCUGCUCGGAGAGCCCCCGACACCGCCUGCGCCCCCUGCCCGUACCCCGGCUCCCUCGCAGGACGUGGGGACCUCCGUCCUGCCCGUACCCACCCCCAGUGCCCACCCCGAGGGGCUGCCUGGCUGGGGUGUCACCGAUGGCCCCAGCCCCACAGCGCCGGAGGGAGCACCGGAGGAGCUGGACACCGCCGCCGAUGAGACCACGGCAGUGCCCACGCCUGGCACCAGCGCCCCGCCGUGCCCUGGGGACGAGGAGCCGACCGACACCUGCGGGGAGCCCACGGGGGAGCAGCGGGCUGCCGUGGCCGAGGCUCUGGUCACCUUUGCCGUCCGCUUCUACCAGCACAUGGCAGAGGCUGCCCAGCCCGAUGCCAACCUGCUCUUCUCCCCCAUCAAUGUCGCCACGGGGCUCUCGCACCUGCUGCUGGGCGCCCGCGGAGAAACCCAGGAGCGUCUGGCCGCCCUCCUGGCGUACCCGCCGGAGCUGGACUGCGUGCACGGUGCCCUGCAGCAGCUGGCCAGCACGCCAGGCCUCUUCUCGGCCGCCCAGAUCUUCCACCACCCGGAGCUGCACCUCCGGCCCCGCUUCCUCAACGACUCCCUGCGCUUCUACGGCGCCCGCCCGUACGCCCUGAGCGGCAACGAGAGCCUGGACCUGCAGCGCAUCAACGCCUGGGUGCGGGAGGCCAGCAAGGGGCUGCUGCCCUCACUGCUGUCCGCGCUGCCCCCCGAGCCCCGCCUGCUGCUGCUCAGCGCGGUUCACCUGCGCGCUGCCUGGCGCACGCCGCUGGACCGCAAGAAGACGGUGCUGCUGCCCUUCCAGCGGCCCGGGCACCCCCCGCGCAUGGUGCCCACCAUGACCAGCGCCAAGUAUCCCGUGGCCUCCUUCACCGACUCCCGCCUGCAGGUCCAGGUGGGGCGGCUGGAGCUGAAUGGGGGGCUGAGCCUCGUGGUGCUGAUGCCACGGGGGCCCCUGGACCCUCUGGAGACCGUGGAGCGGGCGCUGGACCCCACGACCUUCCUGGCACUGCUCCGGCGGGCGGCCCGCACCGCGCCCCGGGCCACUGCGCUGUCCCUGCCCCGCCUGCGCCUCGACAUCGCCCUGGACGUGGUGCCUGUGGUCCACGACAUGGGUAAGGACACCUCCGAUGGCACCAUGGGGGCUGAGUGGGCUGCGGGGUCACAUCACUCCCUGUGCGGUGACGCUCUCUGCAGGAUGUCACGGGCCCCUCCCCUGGGAGUCACUUUCCCCAAGGUCCCCAAAACCCCCAAUAUCCCUGCGCCCCUAAUGUCCCCUUACAUCCCGGUGUCCCCAAAUUAUCCGUGCCGUCUGUCAUGUUCCCAGCGGCCCAAACAUCUCCCACCUCCCCGGUGUUCCCCGUAUCCCUGUGUGUCCCCUGGCGCCCCCCAGUGUCCCCGUUGUGUCCCGACGUCUCCUCUAUCCUCACUGCCCCUUGCGUCCCUGCGUCUCCAUGUCCCUAUUCCUCCGGUUUUCUCCGCAUGCCAUGGUGCCCCCGGGUCCCCUUGGUGUCCCCUCGGCCCCCGCUGCCCCGGUGUCCCCGUGUGCCGCGGGGGUGGCGCUGAGGCCGGGUGCCGCAGAUUUCGGGCUGUUCCUGGACGCGGAGCUCACCGGGCGGUGCUGGCACUGGACGAGGCCGGCGUGGAGGCGGCGGCGGCCAUGGCCACCUCGGUGGCGCGCUCGGCCCUGGUGCUGGAAGCCCUGCGCCCCUUCCUCUUCGUCCUCUGGCACAACACCGGCGAGUUCCCUGUCUUCAUGGGCCGUCUCAGCGAUCCCUAG
Catharus ustulatus (Swainson's thrush) is the source of this 2039-nucleotide messenger RNA. RefSeq names its product serpin family G member 1 (gene SERPING1). The transcript has 9 exons. The record is from RefSeq and is a predicted model, not a curated record. Gene Ontology annotation, biological process: negative regulation of endopeptidase activity. The coding region runs from base 156 to 2039 and encodes 627 amino acids. NCBI's taxonomy places the organism in Eukaryota, Metazoa, Chordata, Aves, Passeriformes, Turdidae. Gene Ontology annotation, molecular function: serine-type endopeptidase inhibitor activity.